AACAACAUCUAUUUCAGGGCCAUUGGAGUCUGCAUCCUACCCAGAGCGAGAUGUGCCACCAGCGGUUUUUCAUCUCUUGGUUUUCCCUGGUUUUGCUAGCAUCUCCCCUCGUGGCCAUAUGGGAACUGAAGAAAGAUGUUUAUGUCAUAGAAUUGGAUUGGUACCUGGAUGCCCCUGGAGAAAUGGUGGUUCUCACCUGUGACACCCCUGAAGAAGACGGUAUCACCUGGACCUUGGACGAGAGCAAUGAGGUCUUAGGCUCUGGAAAAAAACUGAUCAUCCAAGUCAAAGAGUUUGGAGAUGCAGGCCAGUAUACCUGUCACAAAGGAGGCGAGGCUCUGAACCAUUUGCUUCUGCUGCUUCACAAAAAGGAAGAUGGAGUUUGGUCCACUGAUAUUUUAAAGGACCAGAAAGAACCCAAAAAUAAGACCUUUCUAAGAUGCAAGGCCAAGAAUUAUUCUGGACGUUUCACCUGCUGGUGGCUGACGACAAUCAGUACUGAUUUGACAUUCAGUGUCAAAAGCAGCAGAGGCUCUUCUGACCCCAGAGGGGUGAUGUGCGGAGCACCUAUGCUCUCUGCAGAGAGGGUCAGAGGGGACAGCAAGGAGUAUGAGUACUCGGUGGAGUGUCAGGAGGACAGUGCCUGCCCAGCCGCUGAGGAGAGGCUGCCCAUUGAGGUCAUGGUGGAUGCCGUUCACAAGCUCAAGUAUGAAAACUACACCAGCAGCUUCUUCAUCAGGGACAUCAUCAAACCUGACCCACCCAAGAACUUGCAGCUGAAGCCAUUAAAGAAUUCUCGGCAAGUGGAGGUCAGCUGGGAGUACCCUGACACGUGGAGUACUCCACAUUCCUACUUCUCCCUGACAUUCUGCGUUCAGGUCCAGGGAAAGAGCAAGAGAGAAAAGAAAGACAGAGUCUGUGUGGACAAGACCUCAGCCACGGUCAUCUGCCGCAAAAAUGCCAGCAUUAGCGUGCAGGCCCAGGACCGCUACUAUAGCUCAUCUUGGAGCGAAUGGGCAUCUGUGCCCUGCAGUUAGGUUCCAAUCCCAGGAAGAAAAUUUGAAGGAAAACUGGAAGAUAUUAAGCAAUAUGUUUAAAGACAGAAUGGAAUUGACCCAAAAAGAUAUUUUCUGUCUGAUUUGCUUAAAAAAACUUUUUUAGGGUCACAAUGAUAUCUUUGCUGUAUUUGUAUAACUAGAUGCUAAAUACCCAUUGAAACAAUCAGCUAAUUUAUGUAUAGAUUUUCCAGCUCUCAAAUUGUCAUGGACCUUCAUGCUAUUUAAAUAUUUAAGUAAUUUAUGUAUUUAUUAAUUUGUUACUGUGAUUUAACAUUUGUGUGCCAGGACGUAUUCAAUGUUUCAUACUCUCAUGACCUGAUCCAUCAGGGUCAGUCCCUAUUAUGCAAAAUUUGAAUUUAAUUGUAUUUAUACUGACAACUUUUCAAGCAAGGCUGCAAGUACAUCUGUUUUAUGACAAUCGGGAAGAACACAGUGUCCUGAUACCAGUGCCAUCAUAUAUUAGUGAUGGAUGGGAACACAAGAGAUACUUAAAUAGAAACCUGACGAUGCAAACCUGUUGAGAAGAUCCUGGAGAAGAAGAUGCUGGGAUGCUAGUUCUCAUGUCUGUGAAGACUUCCUGGAGGUGGUGGUGAUAAAGCAAUUUAGGGCCACUUGCACUUCUAAGCAAGUUUAAUCUUUGGAUGCCCGAAUUUUGAAAGGGCUAAAAAAAAGGCUGGGAAACAUAGCAAGACCCCCGUCCCUACAAAAAAUUUAAAAAUUAUGCAGGCAUGGUGGCUCAUGCUUGUGGUCCCAGCUAUUCAGGAGGAUGAGGCAGGAGGAUCACGUGAGCCCAGGGUGUCAAGGCUAUCAUGAGCCCUGAUUGCAUCACUGCACUCCAGCCUAUGUGACAAAAUGAUACCCAGUCUGGGAAAAAAAAAAAAAAAAAGAUUGAAAUUAAAACUCAGCUUUCAAUGGCAGUCCUUACCCCCACCUCUCUACAAUACACAUGAGGAUGACACAAAAACACGUUAAGUGUCUGGAAGGCAAAACGAUUUUAAGAUUCAAGAGAGAGGACAAGUAGUUAUGGCUAAGGACAUAAAAUCAGCAGAAUUGCAGGUGGCUUCUUAACAGCCAUGUGAGAAGCAGACAGAUGCAGAGAAAAUCUGGAAUCCCUUUCUCAUUAGUAUGAGCGAAGCUGAUAUGCAGUUAUGACCAGAAAGUAUUACUCCAUGAAGUUGCUAUUUUAAGUAACGUAUGUGCUUUCUGUAAAGUGAUUAUGUCUGUUUUCUGUUUAUUUAUUUAUUUAUUUUUGCAUUCUGAGGCUGAACUAGUAAAAACUCUUCUUUGUAAUCAUAAUUUGGGCUUUCUCAGCUGAUUUGUGUAUUCUGCUUGCAAGUCUACUAGGGGUGCAUUUUUCCCCUAUCAUUUAAGAAUUGCCCUUUCUUGGAGUGAUCCCAUUCUAAAUUUUGCAGAGUUGCUCUUUCCCCUUAUAGUAUUUCCAAAGUCAGUGUCUUUCUGAACUCAGGGGAUGUCCCUAUAAUCUGACCAGGAAGGAUCCUUUGUAAGGGCACCAAACUGCAUUGUGCCUUCUUUACAGGUGGAUGCUCUCACUUCUUCCACCCUUUGUCCUGAAAUCGACUACUAGUUUCCCCAGAAUCAUAAAAUAAAACUCUAACCUGGUACAGCCACGGACAUCUCAGCUCUUAGGUCCAGCUCUAGUAUUUACUGAGGGUUUGCAAUACAUAUGGACCUCUGCUAGCCCUUGGGGUUGGGAAGUUUCAAAAAGCCUUGCAUUGCAUCUCCCAAACAGUGCGCACUCCUGACACUGCUUAUGAGACAAGGAUGAAAAGUUAACUUCACUACCAUUAAACGCUAAAAUG
Cebus imitator (Panamanian white-faced capuchin) is the source of this 2878-nucleotide messenger RNA. It is a transcript of the gene IL12B, whose product is annotated as interleukin 12B. Gene Ontology annotation, biological process: cytokine-mediated signaling pathway; immunoglobulin mediated immune response. Lineage: Eukaryota; Metazoa; Chordata; Mammalia; Primates; Cebidae. Gene Ontology annotation, cellular component: external side of plasma membrane; membrane. Gene Ontology annotation, molecular function: protein binding; cytokine receptor activity. The record is from RefSeq and is a predicted model, not a curated record. Bases 51 to 1037 code for a protein of 328 amino acids. The transcript is spliced from 8 exons.